AACCAAUUUGCUUCCUCCUGUGAGUGGCUGCGGGGUUGCACCUGUGAAGCGGAGACAACCUGCUAGGAUCUUGGUAGGCGUACACCGCUCACUCCCACUCACGCGCCGACGACUAAGGCUUGUCUCCGUUGCUCAUCUAAGUUUGUCUUGAGACUGGGCUUUGAGCUGGCACUGCAGUGAAACGCCGCAGAUGAGGAAGUGCCCAAGUUUUCCUUCGGGAACUGCUCGUUUAGAGGAGUCAGGAGAAAAAGUCAUUGUUAUAUCCCAAAUUUAGAAGCCACUUAUCUUGGGAGCGUUCCGAGGUUCUAAAAAGCAAGUAACUUAUGUCAAUUUACUAAGUGUGGGAAAGUGAUCCAUAACUUCAAACAUCCGCCUCAGAGUAAACCUGAGGCAUGUGGGGACAAGUGCCAGACCCUCCGCUGCCUAUCAUGCACAGCAGAGCUUACCUCUUGCUGCAAAGAGACUUCUAUGAUCUCAAGGAGAACAAUUAUAAGGGCAUCACUGCUAGGCCUGUAAGUGAAGACAUGAUGGAAUGGGAAGUCGAAAUUGAAGGUCUAAAGAAUUCAGUCUGGCAGGAUUUAGUCUUCCAACUGACAAUACAUUUUACGUCGGAGUACAACUAUGCUCCUCCAGUUGUGAAAUUUAUAACAAUUCCUUUUCACCCAAAUGUAGACCCACAUACUGGUCAGCCCUGUAUAGACUUUUUGGACAACCCUAAGAAGUGGAAUACAAACUAUACAUUGAGCAGCAUCUUACUUGCCCUACAGGUUAUGCUUUCUAAUCCGGUGCUAGAGAAUCCAGUGAAUUUGGAAGCAGCCAGAAUACUGAUUAAAGAUGAAUCUCUGUACAGAACAAUUCUAAAACUUUUCAACCGGUCAUUACAAAUGAAAGAUGACAGCCAGGAGUUAUCUAAAGACCCACAUAAAUGUAUCGGACCAAUUAAAACAACCUCAUUUAGUGAUUACUACCAGACAUGGUCCAGAGUAGCUACAUCAAAAGCCACAGAAUACUACAGAACUCCAUUGCUCAAAGAUCCAAAUUUCAUUGGACAGUAUUACAAAUGGAAGAAAAUGGAUCUACAGCAUCAUAAAGAAUGGAAUUUAAAGUAUUCUGUUAUCAAGUGUUGGCUUGCUAGAAAAAAUAGAAUGCCUCACGAAGUCAAACACUCAAUGGAGGGAAUUAAGCUCUGCCCAACUCAAAAUGAAAUUUUUCUUGAGUCACCAACUGCAAUAAAUAGCGUCACAAACAUUUAUGAAACAGAAGACGAGGGGUGGAAGAGUGACACUUCAUUAUAUGAAAAUGACAUAGAUGAGCCCAGGGAAGAGGAAGUGGAAGAUCUAAUCUCCUGGACCAACACUCUCAAUACAAAUACUUUAGAAGAUUAAGCAGAACAUUAUCAGAUUAAAAAACUAAACAGCCUCCGCCAUAGCCCAGUGUUGUGGAGCAGUUUUGGAAGACUCUCAGAACUUGGAUUUCAUUUUUUUCAGGCUGUUCUCACCCGCUCACUGCAAGUACAAGCAAGUACAAAUUAGAAAUAUAAGUACAAAUCAGUAAA
Piliocolobus tephrosceles (Ugandan red Colobus) is the source of this 1555-nucleotide messenger RNA. RefSeq names its product ubiquitin conjugating enzyme E2 U (gene UBE2U). Bases 393 to 1385 code for a protein of 330 amino acids. Lineage: Eukaryota; Metazoa; Chordata; Mammalia; Primates; Cercopithecidae. The record is from RefSeq and is a predicted model, not a curated record. The transcript is spliced from 10 exons.